Molecule: messenger RNA, 432 nt
Organism: Sphaeroforma arctica JP610
Lineage: Eukaryota; Ichthyosporea; Ichthyophonida
Exons: 1
Coding region: 1-432 (143 amino acids)
Source: RefSeq, a predicted model, not a curated record
AUGACCGAAACUGAGUAUCAUUCUGUCGUAGAAUUUGGCCCACGAGAUGAUCCAAUUAGAGAGUUUUUGCUCAGGGUCGGCGACGCUUCUCAAGGCACUGAUUAUGUGAAUAGCAUUAAACACCCCAAGAGAAUUGGCGACACAGUACCAAUUCAUACGGUCAUAGAUGUUCCCACUAAUGACCGUUCCAUUAGUACAAGCGACAAGAAAAGUGAUGCCGAUUAUGCUGAUCUUGAAGAGUUCAAUGCACACUCUUCGCUGGAUUCGGAAGAAAUUAAGGACGAAUGGAAUGUCCGGAAGUCGAAGGGCUUUGUUGUCGCCGGCGGAGACACACUAGGGUCGUUUGAAGCUUUCUUAUCUCUGGAGGAAGAAUCUGAAGAAAUGUGCGAAGAAGAAGCCGCUAAACAAUACCACCAGCGUUACAUCAUAUAG